Molecule: messenger RNA, 1818 nt
Organism: Podospora anserina S mat+
Lineage: Eukaryota; Fungi; Ascomycota; Sordariomycetes; Sordariales; Podosporaceae
Exons: 3
Coding region: 1-1818 (605 amino acids)
Biological process (GO): transsulfuration
Molecular function (GO): pyridoxal phosphate binding; cystathionine gamma-synthase activity
Source: RefSeq, a predicted model, not a curated record
AUGCCCGCCUUCAACCUCGGCGAGUCUAUCCCGCCGCACACGGAGCAUGUAAGCAACUUUAUGGCGGUGAGCGUGUCACUACCAACGUGGAGAGCAAAUGUUGGUUAUGAAGAAGGAGAGGACUGGGUUGUUGGCAGUAUGACCACUGGUUAUCCUCGCUUUUUCAUCCACAGGAGCAUCCAAGCUUUUGCCAAAGACAUUCUGGAGAAAACUGGGCGGAAAGGGCUGGUUGCUUUUCUGUUCCCAACUCGUCAGGUUGCUGCCCGGUGUGUGAGCUUUGUCAAAUUACGCGCUCCUCCUGCCAUCGUGUCAUCUCUUGAAGUUCUGCAUCUGGUUCUUGACCCGGCAAACCCGCAGUCCAAGGCUCUUCGUGGGCUAUCUCCCUCUAUCUCGGCCGUCAUCUGCUCUCCCGAGGGUUUCAGUUUUCUGAAGCAGUAUUGGCAGCACACGGGCGAUGGUGUCUCUAGCCGCAGGGCAGAGUUCUGUCACAGUCUCUUCAAGGAUGGUCUGUUGCGUGUGGAUGAACCCCCCAAGAACACGGCCGCGCCCAUGAGCCCAAAGCCAUGCAGAGGACCAAAGCGUUACCAACGAGGGGGCUCUCUCGACGCAGGAAAGCCAUCAACCACAUCCCAAACGUCAACAACCGUCCCUGACAGAGAGGAGACGUCGCGAUUCUUGGAGGAGCGCUUCGGUCGGAACCUGGAUGUUUCUUUUGUUGAGCCCGCCAAAUCGGCCAUCAAACGGCGAAUUGCCGGGGCGCUCAGAAGCGAUCGUGAACUAACAGCUAGCCCGGUGCCCGAAAAGGAGAUGGAAUCCAAUACCCGUGGUGUUGUCAACCUCCGCGAGGAUGACAUCUAUCUUUUCCCAGCCGGCAUGAACGCCAUCUUUAACGCUCACCGUGCCCUUCUUGGAGCGCGUGGAGGUCUCAAGUCGGUCAACUUCGGGUUCCCUUAUGUUGACACCCUCAAGAUUCUUGAGAAGUUUGGCCCUGGAUGCGUCUUCUACGGCAAUGCGUCCGAGGCCGACCUUGACGACCUCGAAGCUCGGCUGAAAGCAGGCGAGCGCUUCCUGGGGCUCUUUUGUGAAUUCCCGGGCAAUCCGCUCCUCACUUGCCCCAAUCUUGCCCGCAUCCGCGAGAUGGCCGACAAGUACGACUUUGCCGUCGUGGUGGACGAAACAAUCGGGACCUUUGCCAACAUCAACGUUCUCCCCUUCGCCGAUAUCGUCGUCUCUAGCUUGACCAAGAUCUUCUCGGGUGACUGCAACGUCAUGGGAGGCAGUGCCAUCUUUAACCCAAACAGUCGAUACUACUCUGCGUUAAAAGACUUUGCCCGCACGGGGUACGAGGACACAUACUGGCCCGAGGAUGUCAUGUUCAUGGAGCGAAAUAGCCGGGACUUUGCGUCUCGGAUUGAACGGAUCAACGCCAACGCUGAGGCCAUCUGUGAUGUGUUUCGUGAGAACAAGCUCAUCAAGGCGGUCUUUUACCCGCGUGAUAACGAGUCCAGCGCCAACUACGAAGCCUGCAAGGUUCCUGGUGGAGGGUACGGCGGGUUGAUCUCGGUCGUGUUCCACCGCAAGGAGCAGGCUGUUGCAUUUUAUGAUGCUGUUGACACAGCCAAGGGGCCAAGCCUGGGAACCAACUUCACGUUGACAUCCCCCUAUGUGCUUUUGGCUCACUAUCAAGAGUUGGAAUGGGCGUCGCAAUUUGGUGUUGACCCUGAUCUGAUCCGCAUCAGCGUCGGGUUGGAGGACACUGCUGAUAUUGUAAAGGUGUUUGAAGCUGCAUUGCAUGUAGCAGAGCACGGCUCGCAAUAG